Molecule: messenger RNA, 879 nt
Organism: Cornus florida
Lineage: Eukaryota; Viridiplantae; Streptophyta; Magnoliopsida; Cornales; Cornaceae
Exons: 2
Coding region: 147-842 (231 amino acids)
Source: RefSeq, a predicted model, not a curated record
CCUCACUUUUCCCGGAAAAGUGAUACACCAUUUUCCAUUCCCACAAACAUGUUUACAUUGUUAAAGAAGAAAACCCUUUUCUCAAAUUAGAGUUCCCUUUCUUUUUCUUCCCAUUUUCUCAGAUUUUUUUUUUGCAAGCAAUAGUGAUGGUGAUAAAGAAGCUUGGGUGCUGUGAGUGGAUUUUUCUUUGUAUUCUGCUGCUUGCAGCUGUUGUUUCUUCCAAGAACCAUGAAAACCCUGCAAAUGAUCUUGUGGACCUCAUCAACAAGAAUCGAACAGCUCAAAGGCUUUUGCCACUAAACAACAGUCCUGGUCUUGGGUGCAUGGCCUUGCAGUAUGCAGAGGAAUGCAAAGGGAACUGCACUGCUAACAACACCAUAAACUAUCGACCGCCGGAAGAUGACUUCACAGAGGUUUUUGCUCCCAAUUGUGGUGUGGAACUACCCACUUUUGGCAUCAUAUCUGGUCACAUUGUUGGGUGUCAGCACAAAUAUCUCGAGCCAUCAGAAGCCUUCUCGCAUGUCCUUGUUCGAGAUAAGAAGACUCUAUCCCUAGUGAGAAACAAAACACAUACUGAAGUAGGAGUUGGCUAUGUUAGGAAUCAUAAAGGGGCUUACUUUUGGUGUGUUUUGUUCAGUAGUAGUCAGACAAAUACUACAUUUGUGCUUGAAGAUCUUGGUAAAGGGAUCAAGCAAAAGAAAGGGUGCUAUAGUGGAAGCAGCAUUCCAUGCAGCAGUGGACAGAAAAAAACCAGUGUGUUUUCGAACAAUAUUUUUGUCGCGUGUUUUCUAUAUAUUUAUCUGUUGGAACACUUGUGCUCCAAUUUAUUCUUGACAAUUUGAAAAAAACUUAUAUUUACAUGCUCUAAAGUUUUGUUUC